This is a messenger RNA of Malaya genurostris, 2099 nucleotides long. RefSeq lists its product as uncharacterized. Bases 362 to 961 code for a protein of 199 amino acids. Gene Ontology annotation, cellular component: extracellular region. Gene Ontology annotation, molecular function: chitin binding. The record is from RefSeq and is a predicted model, not a curated record. The transcript has 5 exons. NCBI's taxonomy places the organism in Eukaryota, Metazoa, Arthropoda, Insecta, Diptera, Culicidae.
UCAGUCAGUAUGCGUCGAUUGCUCGGAUUAAGACGUUCUGCGUGAAAAAAAGCAAAUGCAUACAAAGUGUUAUGUUUUUUUUCUACGUAUGGUAUGAUAGUGCCGUUUAAAAGUGUGUCGUGAGUGCCCAUUAAAAGUUGUACAUUCCUUGAGCAAAAAAAAAUCAAGAGAUAACAAAAACACAGUGACUUCAUAAUUAUCACCAGCAGCAUUACCAUCGGCAGACCGCGAGUUCAAUACAUCUGCCCGUGUCCGUAGGAGCCUUCUAGGACUUUCAGCACGGCUUCGUCACUGUUCGCGUGUAAGCGAAUCUUGAUUGAACCAGUGAAAAGCUCGAAGAGACGGCAUCAACACGCAAAAAAUGCUUUAUCAUCGAUCGUCCCUUGCCGUGCUGAUCAUCGUAUUUGGAUAUCUGCUAAUUAUAGAUGGCCGCGAGGACAAUGUGCGGAUAAAACGUGGUCGCAAACCACGAGUGUCGGUGCUGCCUACGCGGGUUGAUGCCGAACCAAGCCAAAACUUGGACCACGGGGAGUCGCAAACGGAUGAUUCUCCGGUAAUACCGCCCGGUUUCCUCAGUCCGUCCGUGCAGGAGUACCUGGAGCUGGGAAAAUCAAUCCCCGGUCGUCCGGGAACGGAUUAUCCCAUUCUGGCUGCUGUGCCGUACACCAACUUCUACUGCGAUGAACAAGACUAUCCGGGAUUUUUCGCGGACAUGGAAACAAGAUGUCAAGGUUGGCACUACUGCGACAUCGACGGCCGGCAGGCAACGUUCCUCUGUCCGAAUGGGACACAAUUUUCUCAAGCGGUAUUCGUGUGCGACUGGUGGUUUAAUGUCCGCUGCGAUCUGUCUCCGCGAUUAUAUGCCAUCAAUGCUAGGCUCUACCAGCGUCCGAAGGUGAAUCCAACGCGGAAACAUCGAGUCAUAACGAAGCAGCUGGUGGAGGAUAUUUUUCUCAAAUGAGGUUCUAGAGAACACACCACCGCUAUCCGGCUGUUUUUUCCGGUAUCCUUGUGCAAGACCGGAAGACCAGUUUUUUAUGUGGAACGAGUGAAUGCGAAUCGAGUGAAGUUUUCCCCAUAUCAUCAAGCAAGCGUGGCUUUUUUCUUGUCCAAACUCAACCAAUUCAACUUUCCCAGAAUGUCACCAGAGGCAUAAUGAGCGAGAGGCGAGUGCGGAAGCAUUUCAUACAAUUGUUUUAUAUUAAAUAUUUUAAACCACGUUAAGAUGGGAAGGUCUAGAUACGUAUGUUGUGCAAAUCCAAGUUCCGAGAGUUGAAUCACUUUUUCGGUGUUCAACUGAAAAGUUUUUUCUCCAGUACAACACAUAGCAGUAUUCUCUACGUACCUUCGCUCAACGGUGAGCAGAAGGGCAUCACAUUUGAAUUUAAAUUAAAUCAAAGCAAAUAUGAAAUUUUCCCUACUUUCCCCCAAACCUAAUACUGCCUCUUCCUUCUCCCGUUCCGAGCGAAAGUCGGAAACUGUAAAUGAAACUAAUUUUCAAACAACUACGAUACAACCUGAACGCCGGAAAGUUUGAACGUAUGAAGAAUGUUAUGAGUACUUAUAAGUGAACCCGUUUGAAAGAAUUCUAUGUGUGUGUCGAGCAAACAUAUGUUGUGAGGAACAGAGCAUAAAUUACUGCUCGUGUUGCUGCUGUAGGGACAAUCUAACCAUCAACGUUUGGGGAUUCCGAUUUUUGUAACUCUUGAAUAAAUCUCCAGAACAAAAAGUGACCAUUCCCUCAAACUGAUCGAGGGAAGGCGCAUUCACAUAAAGUUGAGACUACUUAACGGUUGUCUCGACGUAUCUACGAUAAAUGUAAAUAGAUAGGCUUUUGUAACUUAUGUUAACAAGCUUUGGAUUGCGCUAAGAAAGUUUGAAGGAAAAUAUCGAAAAUUGCCAAGCAUUGCAUAAUUACCUCGGAACUGUACAAACAAAAAUUAGGAGAAAUCGAUGAGAAUUUAAUUCAAACGACAACAAACUGACAAUAUUUGCUAACAGGAAACCAGAAACGUUAUAAUGAUCGCGGUGAGAUUGAGGGUUUUCAGAGUGCAUGGAAAUAUCUUGUAAGAAUAUGUCCAAUAAAAAUUAUAUUUAAA